CACUCAAUACUACCACAUCGGACUCACCAUUUUGCCCCACUCCGAACAGUUCUCAGGAAAGGAAAAAGUAGAAGUAAAACGUUCAUUGGCCCAAGAUAUGAACUCAGUUGCAAGGCAUUUAUCAAGCUUAUUCAGAUGGUCAGGUUUCACAGCUGAACCCUUCAAUACUGGGCGUCAUCAAAUGCAGCAGCUUCAGCAAUGCAGAGGUAUACGAGUGCGGGUCAUAAAUGGGAAUGUGGAAGGAGCAUUGGCAUUGAUGCAGCGUAAGAUGCAAUCAAGUGGGAUUGAGAGGAUGAUAAAGCAAGAGCAGAGAUUCCAUAUAAAAAACUCUGAGAAGCGUGUUUUAGCCCGAAAGAACUUGGAGCGGAAGAUUCGGUCUGAGGACCUUGCUAAGAAACUUAAGGCCAUUAUGAUAAAAAAAAUCAGGGGUCUGUGAGAAUGUUGCACUAUUAUUUCAAAAAAAUGGUUGGUGUGAAUUGCAAUUAUUUUGUAAUUUGCAGGUGGCCACUGCAGUUCAUACAUUCUUUUAAAUUGCUUAUCAUCUGUACUU
Abrus precatorius (Indian licorice) is the source of this 550-nucleotide messenger RNA. RefSeq lists its product as uncharacterized. Gene Ontology annotation, cellular component: ribosome. The transcript has 3 exons. Gene Ontology annotation, molecular function: structural constituent of ribosome. NCBI's taxonomy places the organism in Eukaryota, Viridiplantae, Streptophyta, Magnoliopsida, Fabales, Fabaceae. Gene Ontology annotation, biological process: translation. The record is from RefSeq and is a predicted model, not a curated record. Bases 98 to 436 code for a protein of 112 amino acids.